This is a messenger RNA of Cotesia congregata, 609 nucleotides long. NCBI's taxonomy places the organism in Eukaryota, Metazoa, Arthropoda, Insecta, Hymenoptera, Braconidae. The record is from the annotation of a GenBank genome assembly.
AUGCUGAUCACACUUUCGAGAAAGAGUGCUGAUAGAGGCGAAGCCCUACAAAAGACCAUCGCGGACAUCCUUAAAGAGGAAGCCAAAGUGAUAUGCAAAGGGCCACAGGAGACUAUAGAGAUCCGGGACGUCAAUGACGACUCGACGAAGGCAGACAUUGAAACUGCACUGAAAAAAGAAGCCGGAGAAACCUGUGAAAUACCUCUGGAGUCGAUCAAGAUCCGUAAAGCCUACAGAGGUACUCAGACUGCUACAGUGACGCUACCAGAGACAACUGCACAGAAGCUACUAGAAGGAAACAGCAAAGUAAGAAUUGGUUGGGCCAACUGUCGAAUAAGAGCAACGAAGAAACCUGUCCAAUGCUUCAAAUGCUGGCACUUUAGGCACUUCGGAUCCCAAUGUAAAAGCCAAGUAGACCGAUCUAAACUCUGCAUCAGAUGUGGACAAGAAGGGCACCGUAUCGCUGACUGUAAAAAUUCGGCCAAUUCAGAGGCAUUUCAUGGCAUCAUUUCGACGAUCAAUAGGUUUUGUUCAGAAUUGAACGUUCUACAAAAAAGUCCUUUACGGCAAAGUCGUAACUUAUACGCGCGAGGUAAUACGGGUCACUAA